This is a messenger RNA of Caenorhabditis sp. 36 PRJEB53466, 7354 nucleotides long. NCBI's taxonomy places the organism in Eukaryota, Metazoa, Nematoda, Chromadorea, Rhabditida, Rhabditidae. The record is from the annotation of a GenBank genome assembly.
AUGAGACAGAAAGAUGAUGAAGAAUAUGCCGAACUAUUGGGUGAGAGCGACAAGUUAACCGAUGCACAACAUUAACAUUUUAGGGCGACUUCGCAUCGGCAAACUCAAUGCGUCAGAUGAAGAACUGCUACAAAAACGUGUCGUUGGCAAUGGUGUUCAGCUCGGCGAGUCGAAGAGACGUUUCAAGGCCGCUCCAGCACUUUACGUCGAUCUGGCCAAAACUGACCCAUUUGCAAUGGCUGUUAUGCCGAGAAGACUAGAAGUCGACGAAUACGACAAUGAAGUAAACACCUACUCAGGUAAAAUUUCAAACUUUUCUUGGCUCUUCUGAAGACAUUCUCAAACUUUACAAAAAAAAACUUUUCAAGACAAAAAACUUUUCCAAGACCUUUUCAAACUUUCUGAAGCACUAAGAAAGGCUUAGAAAAGUUUUUAAACUUUUUCAAGAAAUUCUCAGACUUUUUCCAGAAAUUCUUAAACUUUUUCUUGCCGAAAUUAUUUCAAACUUUCUGAAACUUUUCUAAGCAAUUCUCAAACUUUCUCAAGAAAAGUUUUGAAGAGGAAUUCCUAGGCCACGAAGUUUUGGACUCCUCGUGGACAACAAUGUUUUCUGCAAACUUUUUAGCGUUUUCCCCAAUUGUUAUAGUUGUAUAUAAGGGUUUUCGCAUUUUUCGGUCUUGUUGAGCUCAUAAUUGAAUUUCUUAAUUUUUAAAAGUAGUCUUUAACGAAUUAAGCGGCAAAAUAAAGGAAUAUCCGUGAGAAAUUGUAGAAUAGGCCUAAAAAGGCAUUUUUUUUAACUAAUUCAGAUUUUUUCCGCGCUUUCUGCAUUUCUUACAAUGAAGUAACUGAAUCGGCACUGUUUUUAGUCGCUUUUUUUCAAAUAUUUCACUUUUCCGAACACCACACCACCUCGUCCGCGACAGUUUAGCAAAAUAAUUAUCGUUUAUAAAGUACUUCAGUAAGAUCUGAUCAUUCGAAGCGUUUGUUCGCGUUUUCUUCCAUUUUUAUUCUAAGUUUCUGAGUUUACUGCUACCAGAGUUGAGCGGAAGAACUCAACGGAAGAACACGAAAGAAGUUUUUAUCACUUAUAGUAAAUUUUUUGAUCGAAUGUGAUCAACUGAUAAAAUGUAUAGCAAAGUGAACUCUGAUCAUAAAAAAUAAUUGUAAAUUUAACUUUUCAUGCAAAAAGGUUAUUCGAGUUGUUCCGUGAAAAAGGGGGCUAACAGAAGACGGAAGGAAAUUUACUGUUAAGCAUCUCGUUGUAUCGCUAUUCGAAAUUGGCUCUUUAUUGACCGGAAAAAAGGAGAGUUCAGUGAAAUCUCCUUUUCUGUUAUAGUUUCGGCACUAGGAUACGUUUCAUUCCCAAGUACUCAGGCCUGGGCGAGUUACCGGUUCCACAGGAAAAAAAACCCACGAAAAACACAAAAGGCGAAGAAGAGGCGAUUAUCAGGGCUGGGCAAUUGGCCGGCACGGGCUUUUCGUUGGCCGGCCCUUGACCUGGACUUUUGAACCACUUGCAAUGUUCCGAUCAGACCCAAACUUUGCAGGCUUCUUUGACUUGGCUUGACUUGCUUUGACUCUUUGACGCUUGACUCUUUGACUCUUUGACGCUUUGACUCUUUGACUCGCUUUGACUCAUGAUAACUUUUUAACCAGAAGAGAUAUUAAAAAACGCUUAACUGCAUUCUUGUGGCGCAGAAAUAAAUCUUCAAAUUUCCAGUUGAUCAUUUUUCGAUAUCCCUUCUGGUUAAAAAGUCAACUGCAAAGUUGAAGACAUAUUUCUGCUCCACAAGAAUGCAGUUGAAGGUUUUUUAAUAUCUCUUCUGGUUAAAAAGUUAUGAUCAAAAAACAAAUUAGGACCACUCAUUGCAUGCGAUAAUAGUGAAAAAUUUCCAGAGAUCUCAAUCUAGGUCAUCACUAAUGCACUUUCUGGACUUGGUGACCGUCCACGUUUUGAAAUGUGGCAAGACUACUAGAAGAUUCUACGGAAUAAACACGUGAACUUUUUGUAUUUGUUUUUACUCAUAUUUCAAACAUAAUCACUUUCUUCUAUUAUGGCAACAAUGUGUCGAUGUCAAGCAAUCGCGCUCAUCCUCAUUCUCGUACUGGCGGCAUCGUUCGGUCAGCUGCAUUUAGCGGGCAGGAAGUAAGUGGCUUAAGACGUAAAAGUUAUUCAAGAAUUUAGAGUGGCCUAAGAAUUUGGUGUAGGCUAGUAGUUUAGAGUGCCCUGGAAAUUCCUUGUGGCCUAGUAAUUCGGAGUGAAAUAUUCCGAUAGUUUGUACAAUUUUGUUUCCAGAUACCGCAAUUGCGGGAAGUUUUCACUUUAUACGCUGAAAGGCGGAUCGUCAAAAUCGUCUGGGAAAAGGACAAAUAACGAUAAAUCUAAACGAGGACGGCCCAAAAAGAGAAGAACUUUUGAUAACACAAAAAAAAGGUGCUUUUUAGUCACGCCACAUUGAAGCAUAUCUGUUCAGGUUGAACUUGGAACGGAAAUUGUUUCGGUACCGAAACGUGUUAAAGCAGCCGAGAUUAUUUCCACGGAGAUAACGAAGGUUCUCUACCAGAUUCGGAAUCAAUUGACAAUUAGUUGGAAAUGUCUGGACUGAACUGCAUAUGGCAGUCUACCAGACCCUUGUACGUAAAUGUGACGCCGACUGUCCAAAGCUCGAUCUGACGUGAGCGAGUACGACCGUAACUUGUGCUUAUAGUGUUGUUUAGACAAAGUGAUGCUGUAUUUUCUGAAAUAUUUGAAUACACCAGCUCGGAACCUAGUAAAGUGAUAUUGUCGGAAACAGUUGCCAGUUAAAUCCAAAAACAUUAUCGUUGUUUCCAAGGAGUUCGCACUAUUUUGAUUAAACGGCAUCGGUGCACUCUCGUACUUUCUUCAAAAAUUACUUUCCUACGAUGGUUCCGAGGAGUUGGAUGUGUUUCUUAGCACACUUCGGCUACCCCAGAAUGUAAAGGACAAAUUGUGGGCGGAACUCAGUGUUCUUCGAACUGACGCCCAUCAUAGAGAAGAAUCAGUGUUUGCCAAAUUCGGAAAGAUAAUGACACACUUUCGUAACGACGUGCUCAGAAAGACCGAUCAAUACUGUUUUGUGUGUCGACUGUAUUGGAGAAGACUCUCAACAAAUGACUAAGAGCUCUAUAGCAUUCGGAAUUUCCAAUUACGACGAGGAUUUGUGUUCAAAAUGCGCCGAUCGUUUCGACUGUGAAGACUGUCAAACUAAGGUGACUGUUUGCCGUAUAUGUAUUCGGCAGCUUCGAAACCGCAUGAUGCCUCAAUUAUCCAAACGGAAUCAAUUGAUAUUCGAUGAUGUUCCUGCCGAGCUUGCAUCCUUAAACUGUAUCGAGAAAAUGCUCAUUAAAAAAGUGCGCGUGCUGCAAACCGUUGUCUGCCUAAAAGACGUAGGCAAGAGAUCGACAAACGUUAGAGGAUGUGGUGGAGCCAUGGCUGUAGUGCCGACUUCCAUUUCGGAAAACGUGAACUGCAUAAUAUCGGAGCUUCCGUCGUCGAGCAAAAUGAAAAUUAUAGUGGAAGCUAAUUGGAACGACUCUUCGUAUUUAGUGUGUAUGGAUCGUGUAGUGAAGGCGUUGAACUGGCUAAAGUCAAGUAACCCGGAGUAUGCCACAAUUCAGAUAAAUUCAAAGUUUGCAUUCGAACUGGGAAAAUAUGUCGAAUUUGAGAAACACAACGCAUGUCAAGAUGAUGCCGACAAACUCGUCAGACGUAUCGGGAACACGGAAAGACAGCUUUUGAAACUAGUCGAAACUGUUAAGCCUCUAAAACCUGUCAGUCAACCUCCCGGUACCGAUUUGAGUGCUCUGCAACAGUAUAGACUUCAAAAACUGCCGUACUCGGCUAUUCUUAAAGAAGCGCCAAACACAGACAUACAAGCGUUUGUCGAGUUGUUUCCGAAAGGAAGAAGUGGCAUGCACGCCAAAAGAGACACCAAACUGAAACCGUCUAGCUACCUAAGAGCCGCACUGCUUAAUGUUAACAGAAGUCUGGCUAUAAAUAUUUACUGGCUCUGUUACCAAUUUGCUUUCAAACAGCAGAAGGCAGUUGCCGCUUGUCAAGGGAUUCAAGCCAGAUUAAACAACAAGGCGUCGAAGGAAUCUCCUAUAGAUGUGACGGAUCCUGAUAUCGUCAAAACAUUUUCGUCGGUUUUCUCGAAAGUCCGUGGUUUUAAGCAAUAUUGGAGAUCUGUGCGAAAACGACUGAAGUUUCAUAGCUCUUUCUUUGGACCACCGACAUUUUUCAUUACUCUCAACCCGAACGAGAGAGGAUGGCCGGAUCUUCACGAACUUUAUUCUAAAAUAGUAGGGUACAAAGUGGAUGGGACAACGAUAAGGUGAAAAUGAGCGGGGGUUUUUUCUAUAACGCAGCCUAUUACAGAGACGAAAUCGCUCGAGACCCUAUUCCUUUUUCCCGUUACUGGCAAAAGAGAGUGAACGCAUUAAUGAAAAACGUGAUUCUGAAAGACGACGGUCCGUUCGGGAAAGUAACGCAUCACUUUUAUCGGAUAGAGUACCAGCACAGAGGGACACAACACGUUCACUGUCUUUUUUGGUGUGCCGAGAGGCAAGAUUUCUUAGUAAAUGGCAUUUCUAAAAGAAAAUUUAGACCAAAACCAGAUGCAGACGCUGAAGAAAUCAGAGAGUUUAUUGAUUCGCACAUCACGGCUCGUAAACCGGAUGAAUCUGAAGCCGAACUGUUCAGACUAGUUCAGGAGCAUCAAAUGCAUCACCCGAACCACAAUGGAACGUGUCUGAGAUACCGAAAAGUCAGAGGGAAAGUAUUCAGAACUUGUCGGUUCAAUUUUCCUCGUCCCAGUUAGUUUUUCUAAGAGAGAAAAAGUACAUCAUUGUUUACAGUUCGAGCCAAGACCGCUGUGAUGUCAUCAGCAGAAUCCAAUCUGACUAAAACUAAACGGUGCUAUGAGAUUUCGCGAAACCCGGGCGAAGAAUUUAUAAAUGAUUACUCCGCUCCAAUUUUGCUCGCUUGGCAAAGGAACAUUGAUAUCCAAUUUAUUGGCAACAAUAAGAACGUGUUGUCAUAUGUCACUGCCUACACCACAAAAGUAAGUUCAACAUGAUUGACUAGUCUCAUCAGUGCGUUUUAAGGGAGAGGUGGCGAAGAAAAUGGAAGAGUUAAUCACGAAUCAGCAGUCGAUGACUCGAAAUCAGUUGAUUUACGCUUUGGGAAUCGAUGAAAUCAAUAGUCGUGAAGUUGGUGGUCCUGAGAUGGCCGAUUACCUUCUCGGACAUCCCAACUUUUGCUUUGAUAGAGCGGAAGUAGGGAUCCCAACGGUAGGGUGCCAUGGUUAACGAAGUCAAAAGUGUUUCUUUGAAGGACAAAGUGAACGAACUCUCAGCCGACGACGUCCUUACCCUUCGCAGCCGAGUCAUUCCAGAAAUCUGUGACCUCAGGGAAGAUCUACGUGUCAAACGUGCUGCCGCUAUCUAUUCUCAGAUUGCCGAAAGGGAUCCCUACGUGAUGGCUAUAAUGCCCCGAAGAGAGGAUGUAGCUGCGUUCAAUAAUGAGGUUAUAGUAGAAAAAUAAUAUAAUGGAACAUAUAACAAUAUUCAGGUUCUUAGCAUGAGUGAGACUGAAUCAUUUGAAGUAAUCGCGACAGAAACAAUUCUGGAGUCGAAAAAUUCGAAUGCUCACCCAAAAAAAGAACGACCUUAUCAGCGGAAGGGUGAUUUCUUAUUCAUCGCCUAUUCAACGAUGUACUGUUUCAGAGUUUUCUCUAGUAGACAAUCCUGAUCUAACAUUACCCGGUUUCAAAGAGUCUAAAGUUGGAAAUGGGAUGAAAAAUAUUUCUGGAGGUCUACAUGCAGUAUUAAAGCUAGCUAUCGGCGCUCGUAUAAUGCUCCGUAGAAACGUGGACCGAGUUAAGGGCUUAGUUAACGAAUUGACGGGAGUGUUAGAGACGGUCGAAACGACUGGAAAUCAUGUAACAAAGCUCGGAAUACGGUAUUGUCAGUUUCAGGCGGUGUACCUAAUUUUUGCACUACUAUUCAAGCUUCGAUCGAUUGCUCAACGAAAUUAUAUGGAUAGAAAAGUUCAGUGUUAUGAUUGAGGAAAAAUCUGGAGAGCGACACACCCGGACUCAGUUUCCAAUUGAACUAGCCUACGCGGCAACGAUCCACAAAGCUCAAGGUUUGACAUUGAGCAAUGUAAUCAUGUCCACGAAGUAUGAAAAACUAUCUUAUUAUACUACACAGCUCACCGUAUUUAUAGAAAAAUAUUUGACAACGCUCAGUUCUAUGUCGGAGCGAGCCGUGUCACCUCAAUUUCUGGACUGCAUCUCAUCGAUUGUUACGUGGAAACUGUGAAAGCCGAUUUUCGAGAGAUCGCCGAAUACGAACGUCUACGAAAAACAACGGAUGCCUAUGAUUUCCCGGAACCGGAGCCGCCCACGAGCAAUGGAAAUCUUCGAGAACCCGCCUAUGAUCUAUUUUCGUCUCCAUUGCUUCUCGCCAAUCCGGGAACAAACUGUUUCGUGAAUUCAGCUGUAAAUAUGUUGCACGCCUGUUCAAAUGUCAGCAAAAGUGUGAGAAGCCAAAUACCGACAUCAGAUCUCCACAAUGUUUGAUUAUUCUAGUGAACAAAAUCACGAUUUGUAAUUUAGGAACUCAAUAGUAUUCUGAAAAACGAAUCGAACUGUGCGAGUACACUACGCGGUCUUCUCAACGAAAUUGAGCUGCGCAUCGGCCAAUAAGACGUGGGAACAGCUUUUGUGGAAAAAAAAUUGUGUUCACUAUACUUUAAUUCAGAUCAUUCCACGUAAGUGUCUGAAGACUAUUGAAUUAAUACAAAAGUGCUAUUGGACAUGCGAUUUAUGUGGAGAUGGGCCCGUCGAACACGAAGUUGUGCAUGUAGUUCAAAAAGUAAUGUACGAUAGUGGAAAGGUGUCGGAAACCGAGCAAGACGAAGUAGUUCCAAGAACAUGUCGUCGGUGCGGCGUCUCACAAGAAUACCGAACUAUUAUCUACGACGUCCUCGAUGAAACUACUCACUUCUGUUCAAGGUUUUUCAAGACUAAAGCUAAUUGCUAUUUGACGGAUCUGACUGAUGAUGAAACGCUGACGCUAUGGGGAUCGGCAUGGAAAGUUGCGGGUUGGUAGCUCCUAUUUUUAUCAAUUGAAAAAAAAACGGGUUUCAGUAGUGUCCGAGUACAUUCCCACACCGUCGUGUGCUUAUUCGACAAACGGGCACUACGUGACUUGGUGCCGAAACGACAACGGAUGGACACGAGUUUCGGACGAUGAAACGACGAGUUUCCACACAACACCCUUGGAAACAAAAGACAUUGUUUUGAUUGUGUUUAAAAGAUUGCUAUGA